Molecule: messenger RNA, 768 nt
Organism: Pelobates cultripes (western spadefoot toad)
Lineage: Eukaryota; Metazoa; Chordata; Amphibia; Anura; Pelobatidae
Source: the annotation of a GenBank genome assembly
AUGAUGAAAAUGCUAGAGGAUGAAUCAGAUGAUGGAAAUAUUUUUGAAGAUUCAGACGAAAGCGACGAUAGUGUGACUGAAGAUAACAUGGAAGCACACAUUGAGAGUUCUGAAUCAGAACAAAAUGAUGAAGAAUUCAGCGAUGACGACAGCACAGAUAACGCUUCAUAUUUUCUCGGAAAAGACAAGUCCAGUAAAUGGUAUCGAGAUAUUCCCAACAAGAAAAAUAGCGCCACGCCUCAUAAUUUGUUGAAGCAGUUACCAGGCGUUAUAGGCCCCGCAAAGUUAUCAAAAUCUCCAGUUGACUGUUGGAAAUACUUAUUCACUGGAGAUAUUCUGGAUAUCAUUGUAAAAUAUACUAACCAAUAUAUAAAUAUUAUCAAAAAUAAAUAUGGAUGUGAACGAGACGCCAAACUUUCUGAUGACAUUGAAAUAAAAGCGUUCAUAGGUAUAUUAUAUUUGGCUGGAGCUUAUAGAGCCCUGUAUUUAGUGGAAGAACUGAAAGAGAUGAAACUUUCCUACGUUGGCACAGUAAAGAAAAACAAAAGAGAGCUGCCACCUGAAUUUGUCACAACGAAAUCUAGGGAAGUGUAUUCAAGUAGCUUUGGAUUCAAUCGCGGUACUACAUUAGUAUCAUACGUACCGAAGAAGAACAAUACUGUUAUCCUUGUGUCCAGCUUUCAUCACGAUAAAUCUCUUGAUUCAGAAACAGGCGAGAAAAAGAAACCAUUGAUAAUUACAAUUUUACAAUUCCAAAGGGAGCAGUAG